Molecule: messenger RNA, 1199 nt
Organism: Carlito syrichta (Philippine tarsier)
Lineage: Eukaryota; Metazoa; Chordata; Mammalia; Primates; Tarsiidae
Gene: NR1I3
Product: nuclear receptor subfamily 1 group I member 3
Exons: 8
Coding region: 1-1074 (357 amino acids)
Biological process (GO): negative regulation of transcription by RNA polymerase II; positive regulation of transcription by RNA polymerase II; cell differentiation
Molecular function (GO): zinc ion binding; RNA polymerase II cis-regulatory region sequence-specific DNA binding; nuclear receptor activity
Source: RefSeq, a predicted model, not a curated record
AUGGACAGCGAGGAAGACAAGCUGAGAAACUGUGUGGUAUGUGGGGACCGAGCCACAGGCUACCAUUUCCACGCGCUGACUUGUGAGGGCUGCAAGGGCUUCUUCAGACGCACAGUCAGCAAAAGUGCUGGUCCCACCUGCUCCUUUGCUGGGAGCUGUGAAGUCAGCAAGGCCCAGCGUCGCCAUUGCCCAGCCUGCAGGUUGCAGAAGUGCCUAGAUGCGGGCAUGAGGAAGGACAUGAUCCUGUCAGCAGAAGCCCUGGCACUACGGAGAGCCAAGCAGGCCCAGCGCCGGGCCCAGCAAACACCCACACAGCUGAGCAAGGAGCAGGAGGAGCUGAUCCGAACACUCCUCGGGGCCCAUGUCCGCCACGUCGGCACCAUGUUUGAACAGUUUGUGCAGUUCAGGCCUCCAGCUUCUCUGUUCAUCCAACACCAGCCCUCACCCACCCUGGGCCCCGUGCUGCCUCUGCUUAUGCACUUUGCAGACAUCAACACCUUCAUGGUACAGCAAGUCAUCAAGUUCACCAAGGACCUGCCUCUCUUCCGGUCCCUACCCAUGGAGGACCAGAUCUCCCUUCUCAAGGGAGCAGCUGUGGAAAUCUGUCACAUCGCACUCAACACCACUUUCUGUCUCCAAACGCAAAACUUCCUGUGUGGGCCUCUUCGCUACACGAUGGAAGACGGAGCCCAUGUGUCUCCCCCAGUGGGAUUCCAGGUAGAAUUUCUGGAGCUGCUCUUUCGCUUCCAUGGGACGCUGCGAAGAUUGCAGCUCCAGGAGCCCGAGUAUGUGCUCCUAGCUGCCAUGGCCCUCUUCUCUCCUGUUCCCUACCUUACAGACCGCCCCGGGGUGACCCAGAGAGAGGAGAUUAAUCAGCUGCAGGAGGAGAUGGCACUGACUCUGCAGAGCUACAUCAAGGGCCAGCAGCCGAGGCCCCGGGAUCGGUUUCUGUAUGCGAAGCUGCUGGGCCUUUUAGCUGAGCUCCGGAGCAUUAACAAUGCAUAUGGGAACCAGAUCCAGCACAUCCAGGGACUGUCGGCCAUGAUGCCACUGCUCCAGGAGAUCUGCAGCUGAGGCCGAGGCUCACUUCCUUCCCCAGCUCGCCUGGGAUACACUGGACUGGAAGGGGAAGAUGCUGGGACCAGAGAUUGGGUCCAGUAGAAAGACAGCCCGGUGGUGGCAAUGAAAGACUAAAGCAA